ACUAAAAAUCAAAAUUGUUAGCGAAGCUUAAAGCUUCUUCUUUUAUGAUUAAGCUUCCGAUUCGCAGAAUGACCGAAUUUGAGAGUAUCGGAGCGUAUCGUAUCGGACUGGAUGAGUCGUAUCGGUCUCUGCCAUCGGUUUACUUGGCCUUCUUGUCCAUCUGGUUCGUCUCGGCCUGCUCUUGGACUAUCAACACCUAUAACAACCGCCAUCUCCAGACGAAUAAUUUGCAGUGGACGCUUGCAUCUGUUCCAUUAAUUAAAGCCUUGCAACUUACGUUGUCGUUCCUCUUCUGGUAUUCAUGCUUUCAUCUUCAAAUAUGCUCUCUAUGGAUGUCAUUUGGAGUGUAUGUAACAGGAGUGAUUUUUCAGACAGCUUCUUUUGUGUCUUUUUUACUCAUCUCUCAUGGUUACUGCAUCAUGUGCGAGCGUCUUUCAGUAACUGAGCGGCGCACUACUGCUUCCCUUGGCUGUGUCUUUUACUUGACUCUUGUUGGAUACAGAGCUUCUGUACCUUAUUUCUCUGUGCUAUUGCUGCUUAACUAUUUCAUUUCAUUCUACGUGAUAUUCCACCACAUAUCCCAGAAUCUGUUAGUGUUGCGUGAACAAUUAAGUUUUAUAGAUAAUGAGGAUGUUCAUGCAAUGCAUGAUGCAGUCUAUACGAAGUACAUCAUGUUCAAAAAAUUCCAAGGUGCAAUGCAGAUAGUAGCCAUGGCAGAGACUGUGAUAUACAUUAACAUGGAUGACUCAUCAGAAAAUUAUUGGAUUCGCUUGCUAGUCCGAGAAUGGGCUCAGUUCUGCAUCUUUGUUUACAUAGGGUGGACUUUUAGGUCAAGGGACUUGGCACCGCGAUUCUCUGUUAUGCCAACUUUAAAAUCUAAAGGAGAACUAGUGGUGCCUCCAAUUUAUAGCAUUGAAAUGGACGCAGAAACUUUCAGAGAUUUCACGAAGCAUGAAUGGCACAUUGGAGUGCCAACUACACCUUCCUGUGAUGAAAGCUCCAUGGAUUCUGUCUUGGUAAUAAUUCAGCAUCCACAUGCAUAUAGGCCAACCGCAGCCGGAAAAUCUUGUCAAAGCCGAGGGCAGCCAGUGUAGCACUUCAAAAAUUCAACUACCGAUGUCAAAACCGCUUCACUUCACAUGCAUGCAUGGAGCAAAGCAAAGUAACUGAUACAGUAGUUCAAACAUCUUCCUGUGGCUAGCUUAGCUACUUCGGUCAUGAGACAAGCCAACAGCACAUUUUCCUCAAGUUUCUAGUCCAAUGCAAUUCCCGUGUAGACAAGUCUGAUUGCAAGGGCUUUUGAGUUGUGAAAUGUUCAUUCACAAGGCAGCAGCCCAUCUAUACUUGUAAAUAAAUACAACCAACGAAUCAAAUUGUACAAAUCGGCCAAAAGUUAGAAAAUGAAUUGUAUCUUCUUUUCCCCUUUA
Prunus dulcis (almond) is the source of this 1427-nucleotide messenger RNA. RefSeq lists its product as uncharacterized. NCBI's taxonomy places the organism in Eukaryota, Viridiplantae, Streptophyta, Magnoliopsida, Rosales, Rosaceae. The transcript has 9 exons. The coding region runs from base 45 to 1094 and encodes 349 amino acids. The record is from RefSeq and is a predicted model, not a curated record.